CACACCAUGUAUCCAAUUCCAAUCAGUCAGUGUCCCAUGAUUCCAAGCGACUGUGGAGAAUUGGCGUGGUGACGCUCUAGCAUUACAGCGCUGGUCUGCGCUCGAGUGUCUGUGAAAUCAAUCAGGAGCAAACAUGAAAACGGGAUACUAACAGAAACGCAGAACCGAGCCUGGAGGAGAAAACACAAAGAAAACGGGAGUACACCACGGAUCGGACCAUAAUUACUAAAGCAGAAGAACCCUCCAAGUCUGAGCUGUAAAUGUAUCAGAAACCGGGAGCCCAGCAUGAAGAAAGCAAGCAGGCCAGCGGUCACCUCAUCGAAGGCUGCGGCAGGGAGUAAGACGCAGAGCAACGAGAAACUGAAAUCUGAGAACGGGGCGACUGGGAAGAGCAGCUCCAAGACCGGAGGCACAGCGGCACUGUCCAAGACAAAGAGCAAUGAUGACCUGUUAGCAGGGGUGGCUGGCGGUCUGUCGGUGAACAACAGUGUGAAGGGAAAGAGGACCUGCUCGGUGGCGGGCACCUCCACAGCCGGGACCACCGGCAGCACCUCCGAGGGCAAGACCAAGAGCAGCACUGGUUCUUCAGCUAAACGUGGCACGUCUUCUGGGGCUAAAGAGGUGAGCUCAACACGAGACAGACUCCGGGAGCGUUCUCGAGCUGGUACAGGCAAGAAGCUAUCCUCCUCUGCAGCCGCUGCCACUAACGAUGCCACGCUGGCCAAGCGAUCCCGCAGCCACAUACUGGCCGAGUCGGAGACGCGCAUGAGCAAGUCCAAAUCAGACAGCCAGAUCACCGACAAAGCUGCCUUGGAGACUAAAGUGAAGGACCUUCUGGGCUUGGCAAAGAGCAAAGAUGUGGAGAUUCUGCACUUGCGCAACGAGCUGAGGGACAUGCGGGCCCAGCUGGGCUUGGGCGAGACCUCUGAAGAGGGGGAGGAGGACAAAGUGGUGGUGGCGGCAGAGGAAGAGGUCGUCUCCAUCACUCACCAAGCUACAGACGUGGAAUCCACGCUGCUGCAGCUUCAAGAGCAGAACAAUGCCAUCCGUGAGCAGCUGAACCAGCUGAAGAACGAGAACCGCAUGUUGAAAGACCGGUUGAAUGCGCUGGGCUUCUCCCUGGAGCAGAGGUUGGACGGCUCGGAGAAGAUCUUCAGCUACCAGUCCCUAAGCCUGGAUUUAGAUGUGGGAAGUGUCCACAGUGACGGAGGAGGGACGCUGACCUCCUCGGUGGAAGGAUCAGCCCCUGGUUCCAUGGAGGAUCUCCUGAGCCAGGAUGAGAACACUCUAAUGGAAAACCGUCGCAGCAGCUCCAUGGACAACCUGGACAGCGAAUCCAGUGAGGUCUACCAACCCAUCACCUCCAGCGACGAUGCUCUGGACGCCCCUUCCUGUUCCUCCUCUUCCUCCGAGUCCGAGGGGGCCCCGAGUCGAGAGAGGUCUCGGAAAGGCAGCAGCGGGAACGUCAGCGAGGUCUCAGUGGCCUGCUUGACGGAGAGGAUCCACCAAAUGGAGGAGAACCAGCACAGCACCGCCGAGGAGCUUCAGGCCACAUUGCAGGAGCUGUCCGACCUGCAGCAGAUCACUCAGGAGCUGAACGCAGAGAACGAGAGGCUGGGGGAGGAGAAAGUCAUCCUGAUGGACUCGCUGUGUCAGCAGAGCGACAAGCUGGAGCACUACGGCCGGCAGAUCGAGUACCUCCGCACUUUGUUGGACGAGCAUCACAUCUCCUACGUCGUAGACGAAGACAUCAAGAGCGGCCGUUACUUGGAGCUGGAGCAGCGAUACAUGGAGCUGGCGGAGAACGCGCGCUUCGAGCGAGAGCAGCUGCUCGGGGUCCAGCAGCACCUGAGCAACACCCUGAAGAUGGCUGAGCAGGACAAUAAGGAAGCCCAAGAGAUGAUCGGGGCCCUGAAGGAGAGGAACCACCACAUGGACCGCAUCAUCGACUCGGAGCAGAAGGGCAAGGCGGCUCUCUCCGCUGCUCUGGAGGAUUACAAAGCCACGCUUGGCAAUGAACAGUUGGAGCUGAACCGCUUCAAAUGCCAGCUGGAGCAAGAGAGGCAGAAGGUGGCUGAGCUCUACUCCAUCCACAACUCUGGAGACAAGAGCGACAUCCAGGAGCUGCUGGAGAGCGUGCGAAUGGACAAGGAGAAGGCAGAGGCCCUGGCCACCAACCUGCAGGAGGAUCUGGGUCACACACGCAAUGAGGCCAACCGGCUGCAGGAUGCCUUCGGCAAGGUGGAAGCAGAGUACAGGCUCUUCCAGGACGAGGCUAAGAAGCAGAUUGCAGAGCUGACCAUGAGCCUGGACAAGCUGCGCUCUGCUCUGGAGGAGAAGGAGACGGCCAUCGAAGACAUGAAGGAGACCAUCUUCGAGCUGGAGGAUGAGGUGGAGCAGCACCGCGCUGUCAAACUGCAUGACAACCUAAUCAUCUCCGACCUCGAGAAUUCUGUGAAAAAGCUCCAGGACCAAAAGCACGACAUGGAGCGAGAAAUUAAAAUCCUGAACCGAAGACUUAGGCUCAGCGAGUAUCUGUGCUGCUCUCUGCAGGAGGAGUCUGCGGAGUGGCGUCAGUUCCAGGCAGACCUGCAGACAGCUGUGGUCAUCGCGAACGACAUCAAAUCGGAAGCACAGGAGGAGAUCGGAGACCUGCGGCGCCGGCUGCUCGAGAACCAGGAGAAGAACGAGAAGCUGGGCAAAGAGCUCGACGACAUCAAGAACCGCAAGCAGGAUGAGGAGCGUGGCCGGGUGUAUAACUACAUGAACGCAGUAGAGAGGGACCUGGCAGCUCUGAGGCAGGGCAUGGGGCUAAGCCGCCGCUCCUCCACCUCCUCGGAGCCCUCGCCCACCGUCAAGACGCUCAUCAAGUCCUUCGACAACGCCUCGCAAGUCAUCCCGGGCUCUGCUGCUGCUGCCGCAGCCGCCGCUGCUGCCACGGCCACGGCUACGGCCAUCCCCCGGACGCCCCUGAGCCCCAGCCCCCUGAAAACCCCCCCAGCAGCCGCUGUCUCACCCAUCCAGAGACAUUCGAUAAGUGGAUCCAUGUCUUCACCUAAACCCCUCUCCUCGCUCGCAGACAAGCGGCCGAGCUAUGCUGAGAUCAAUGUUCCAGCGGGUGAUUCUAUGUCCUGGGGCUGCACAGCAGAGCACCUGAUGAGAACCUCCUCGACUGGCAGGCCAGCCUCCACACUGCAGAGGGGGCCCACCAUCGACUCCUCCAAGUCUAUCUCAGUGUCUCGGAGAAGCAGCGAAGAGGUGAAGCGUGAUAUCUCUGCUCCAGACGGUGCCUCUUCAUCCUCUCUCAUGACGAUGGGAUCAGCCUCUCCCCAGCUCUCUCUCUCCUCCUCCUCCCCGACUGCUUCCGUCACACCCACAGCUCGCAGCCGCCUCCGGGAGGAGAGGAAGGACCCGCUGUCAGCGCUGGCCCGGGAGUAUGGGGGUUCCAAGAGGAACGCUUUGCUCAGGUGGUGCCAGAAGAAAACCGAAGGAUACCAGAACAUUGACAUCACAAACUUCAGCAGCAGCUGGAACGACGGUCUGGCGUUCUGCGCCGUCCUGCACACCUACCUGCCUGCCCACAUCCCCUACCAGGAGCUCAACAACCAAGACAAGAGAAGAAAUUUCACACUUGCCUUUCAAGCAGCAGAGAGUGUUGGCAUCAAAUCCACGCUGGACAUCAACGAGAUGGUCCGCACGGAGCGUCCAGACUGGCAGAGUGUCAUGACUUACCUCACAGCUAUUUACAAGUACUUUGAGACAUGAUGUCCCCCUGCCUGGACUCCAGUAGAGGACUGUCUCUGAGAGCGACCAACCACUAAAUCACCUGCUGCAAACAGACUCCCAGCAACAUGCAGGGAUACCCAACUUAACAGCAUUAAAGCUAACAGACACCACAGUCAGCAACACCUCUAGAUACAAGCUGACUGCUUUGGGAAUCCCAUCCACCAAUACUGACCAGCUGCACAUGGGAGGCACACAGUACUGUAUGUUGUCUAAUAUAGUAAUUACAGCCACACCCAAUUGCUGGUGGGAGAGACUCAUCCAGGGAAAGGACACGACUGCAGGGACAUUAUCACAGUUAAGUUUUAGUGAAGGAAACAAAAAACCCUCUGAUUGCUUUUAUUGCGGUAAAAGGCGUUCCAGGGAUCAAGAAAAUAAGGUGUCACAAUAGUACUACAAUCUGCCUGGCUGCACCAUGUAUAGAAGCUAAUCAUGCAUUGAAUACAGACUGGUACUGAGCUGUGCAACACCACGUUACAAGGUGGGAGGGACUCAAAUCCUUUUUUGCAGGAUGAUUUCAGGAGUAGUCAACGCUUUUUCCAACUUGGGUAACAACGUAAAAAAAAUUCUUUUUUGUAGCAGUAGCUUCUGUCAUUUUUUGCUGCUUUAGCACUGCCUUGAAGUUUUUAGUCAAGCUGAAAUCCCAAUUUAGUACUGAAACUAGCACAUGAAAUAACCACAUAGAACCUCUGCGCUCUAAUGCAGCAGGCAUUAAUCUUAUAGGGUACAAGCUUUUAGACGCAGCACAGUUCAGAGGAAACGAUAGUAUUGGUACAGUAUAGUCAAGUCCUACCCAUUCACCUUUACACUGCAUCAUUUCUGAUUGCAGUGGUAGUUCAUAGUUUCACACUUUAUUUAAACACUUAAAGCAUUUUGAAACUUGCUUAAAAACAAAAAGAAGCACGUCUACAAAGCUAUUUCCCCAGAAGUUAAUUGAUUAGAUGUUAGCUACACAAGUGUGUCAUCCGAAUGAAUAAACCACCUUCAUAGCACCAUUUUUAUGGUGCUGUUAUUUCUCCUUUGUAGCUGGUAAUGGGGACAUUUCACACAAAAUAACUUACAAGUGGAGGUGAGAAUGCCAGCCUCAAGCCAAAAUUGUAAUUUUGUUAUUGUGAAGUUAGGGCUUUUGUGUUGUGGAUGCUAUAGUCAUCGAUACCAAACACUUUUUAAAAAGCCAGUGUUGCACAAGGAUGUGUUUUUAACCUCACUAGGACAAAAAAAAAAAAAAAAACCUGACAUGGACCGCUCUUGUUUUCCCUUCUCAUUCUGUUACUGGUUUCCACAGCAACACAAAUCCAUUGUUUUUCAUGACUCCCAACAACCAAAUCUAGACAAGUCAUCAUUCGAGUGAAGCAUUGGCAGCCAUUGUGUUUUGUGGCAUCCAUGGGGCGAUGGUAGCUCAGCCUCACGUAGUACUGUGCACUCAUCUCAAGGCUUCAAGAUCACAAUGCUGGAACCCAUUCUACAAUCUCUUAGAAAGUCCCUCCUGUACUGUACAAGUAUUUGGGGAAUGACGUAUUUGGUAAAAACCACAAAUUUACAAUUUAUUGUGGUUUCCAAAAGUGAAAAAUGAAUCAAAUCAAACAUCAGCAAUAACCCCAGAUGUCAGUAUUACGAGGCACGAGUGUGGGCUGUAUUAAGAAAUGCCUGAAUCCUCACUCUUUUUUUUUAAAAGCACAAAAAUAAAAAAUGGGUGCAGUCCAUUUUAAGGGGUGGUUACACAUUUCUUCCUAAUUCCUUACAAGUUGCCUUUUGAAUCAUGCUUUUUUUGUGGACUGUAAAGUUAAGCUAUUUUUAUGACUUCACACAUGGUUUGUGCCAUUGUUGAGUCUACCUGCCUGCCAGGAUAUAAGCUGCCGCUUAUGAAGACACCUGGAAGAGGGUUCGAACUGGAUCCUUUGAAACGAUAUGUUCAGAUAAAAAUGUCUGCCUUAAUAGCUUUGAUGAUUUAGAGCUUAGCUUUUUUUUAUUACAGCAGUCAAAUUAAAAUGUAUCUGUAUUCCACUGCCAGGCCAUGCAAGGACUAGGCUGUUAAACAUCACUUGACUCCCACAUAAGCGUAAGCAGUAUGCUGAGCUCGGGGCCUGUCAUUUUUAAAGCAUUUAGAGGGGGUUAAACAGAUUCUGGAGCUUGAAAGAUAUUUCACAGGCAGUAGGGAUGGUGUAUAUUUUUAAUGUUACAAGCAGUCUGCCAGUCAAGCCCCCUGGGUUAGUCGGCUUCAAUGGACUGACACUUCCGUGCACCUCUCGCUUCAAGUUAUGUUUAACAUCUAUAUACUCUGUCUCUUGUAUUUCUAAUUACCUAUUUUUGGGCAGUACAUUUCUAAAGUACAACUAUCCUCCAGUCAUCUCAGGUGCCUAUGGAACACAUUUUAUUUAGUUCAGUUUACUGCACAGGGGUUUGCAUGAGGAUUGCGAUUGGUUUGGUCAAAAAGAACCACUUUCACGAUUACUGUACCAGGAGCUAAAGGGUUUAAUGAGUAAACAUGGCCUGGCAGGAUGAACUGGGGACCCGUGAUCUGUAUGGCCUGCUUCCUCUGUUUUAUUUAUUGCAUGACUUUGGACAUCCACUGCGAAGGAUACAGCAGCCUCUCUCUGGAUUACUGGCAUACAGCACUUGCAGCAGCUGUAGCCUGUAAAACCUGUCAAUACAGAACAAUGGAGAAAUGCUGCAAAAACUGCUUAAUCACAUUUUCUUUUAAGUUGUUAUCUUUUGAUGGAUUAAGUACAGUUUUGUAUUCGUGUAGCUUUUAAAGUUUAAGGAAACCUACAAGAAUCUAAUUUCAACAUCAUAUUGUAUUUAAUCCUUCAAAACAUUAAAGGUCUGAUUGCGGGCUGCACUGCGUGUUACAUGUUUUGGUGUAGGUGGGUUGCAACAUUGGGGUUAAAUACUGAACAGUUGAGCAUUUCAAGUUCUGCACACUAUUGAUGCUACAGGUUUGAAUUGAGACAAUCAGUUACUGUUUGCCUUGUAAUUCAUUAAAAGGGGAUGCUGUAUCUAACUGUUACCUAGCCGAAGAUUUACACAAUGAAAGGUGACAGCUUAGUCACUAUUGUUAUUCUUCGUGCAAAAUGAUGUCUAUCAAUAACACUUAUUAUUUUGUAUGUUAUGUUUUUUGUAUAUCUUCUUGAAUGUAUAAUGAGACCGCUAAGGCUUUCUUUCUGUUUGAGUUAGUAUUUGCGUGUGUGUCUUUGUUUUCAUGUCAUCUUCCAAACAGGCAACAGUAUGGCUGUAUAUUAAGUUAUGUAUUACUUUUCAUUACUUACCUGGGCGUUUUGUUUAUUUUUUGUAUACAAAUAUAAAUUUGUUGCUGGAAAUGUAUUGAGCAGAUACCGGUGUCUAAGCAACAUUAAAACCAUUAUCAGAUUU
Messenger RNA from Acipenser ruthenus (sterlet), 7152 nucleotides. RefSeq names its product cytospin-A-like. Gene Ontology annotation, molecular function: protein binding. Gene Ontology annotation, cellular component: filamentous actin; microtubule organizing center. Gene Ontology annotation, biological process: actin cytoskeleton organization. The record is from RefSeq and is a predicted model, not a curated record. The transcript has 17 exons. Lineage: Eukaryota; Metazoa; Chordata; Actinopteri; Acipenseriformes; Acipenseridae. The coding region runs from base 286 to 3765 and encodes 1159 amino acids.